Messenger RNA from Juglans microcarpa x Juglans regia, 414 nucleotides. RefSeq lists its product as uncharacterized. Lineage: Eukaryota; Viridiplantae; Streptophyta; Magnoliopsida; Fagales; Juglandaceae. The transcript is spliced from 2 exons. The coding region runs from base 1 to 414 and encodes 137 amino acids. The record is from RefSeq and is a predicted model, not a curated record.
AUGGAGAUCGUUAAUCCUUCUGCAUAUUAUGACAAAUUGAAGAGGUAUUGGAGGAGGAGAAGAUACCAAAGGCUAAAUGGUGAAAAUUAUAGCAAUAAAAGGAAGCUCAAGAUUACAAGGCUUGGGGGUUCAGGUCGCCGGCGGCAAUGGAGGAUAAGAUCCAGCCCAAAGCUGAGGUUGAGCUUUAUUGUUUCACCCAUUAAGCUUUUGGCGAAAUUCCACGAUUCCUAUGUUAACAUGAUGCUUCGCUUGGCUGGCAAUGUUGGGAAGUCAAACAGUGUUGAUUUGUUUGGAGGAAAGAGGGUUCCCAAAGGCCGACAGAUUUCCCUGGUCUCUGGGGGUGAGGAAGUUGAUGGCAGUUAUGUUGAAGCUGUUCCUCUUGCAAUCCUCCUGGAAUUAGCGGGAAAUUUGUGA